Molecule: messenger RNA, 994 nt
Organism: Anguilla anguilla (European eel)
Lineage: Eukaryota; Metazoa; Chordata; Actinopteri; Anguilliformes; Anguillidae
Product: poly(A) polymerase type 3-like
Exons: 9
Coding region: 128-994 (288 amino acids)
Cellular component (GO): nucleus
Molecular function (GO): poly(A) RNA polymerase activity
Source: RefSeq, a predicted model, not a curated record
GCUAACGUUACGCCAUGUUGAGGAGAAACAAAAGAACCGAGAAGUCAACAACGUUAGCGUCAUAGCUUUCCAUAAACACACUAGUUAUACAUGUUUUUUAUUGAAAAAUGCAGUAGCAUGCAGUUUUAUGGUUAUUAAUCUGAGUACUGGAGAUAUAAUGCCGUUACCCCUUACAAACCAGGUGCAGGCGUCUCCACCAGCGCCAAAGCACUUUGGGAUCACGUCGCCUAUCAGCCUGGCCCCGCCGAAAGAGGCGGACCUGAUGCUCACACGGAAGCUGGUGGAGGCGCUCAAGCCCUACGGCGUGUUUGAGGAAGAACUGGAGUUACAGCGCAGGAUUUUGGUUUUGGGCAAAUUGAACACUUUGGUUAAAGAGUGGAUCAGAGACAUGAGUGAAACUAAGAAUUUGCCUGCAUCUGUGGUAGACAAUGUUGGAGGGAAGAUAUUCACCUUUGGUUCCUACAGGUUAGGAGUUCACACAAAAGGUGCGGAUAUCGAUGCCCUCUGCGUUUCUCCACGUCAUGUGGAGAGGUCGGAUUUUUUCUCCUCGUUUUAUGAGAAGUUGAAGGAGCAAGAGGAAGUUAAAGACUUGAGGGCAGUGGAGGAGGCUUUUGUUCCUGUAAUAAAAUUGUCCUUUGAUGGCAUUGAGAUUGACAUACUGUUCGCCCGAUUAGCGCUUCAGACCAUCCCAGAAAAUCUUGACCUUCGAGAUGACGGCUUACUACGGAAUUUGGACAUCCGCUGUAUAAGAAGUCUUAAUGGUUGCCGUGUGACUGAUGAAAUACUACACUUGGUUCCCAACAUAGAAAACUUUAGACUGACCUUGAGGGCCAUAAAGCUGUGGGCCAAACGUCACAACAUCUACUCCAACAUCUUGGGCUUCCUGGGCGGGGUGUCAUGGGCCAUGCUGGUGGCCAGGACCUGCCAGCUGUACCCCAACGCUGUGGCCUCGACGCUGGUGCACAAGUUCUUCCUCGUCUUCUCGAAAUGGUAA